Molecule: messenger RNA, 513 nt
Organism: Penicillium antarcticum
Lineage: Eukaryota; Fungi; Ascomycota; Eurotiomycetes; Eurotiales; Aspergillaceae
Exons: 4
Coding region: 1-513 (170 amino acids)
Source: RefSeq, a predicted model, not a curated record
AUGAGUUUCGAUAUUCCCACCGUCGCCGAGAUCCAACUCGCUGCGGAAAGCGGGCAGCGCAUUACACAAGGCGAUGUUUCAGCAAUCUCGCAGGCCGAGAGUGCGCUGACCGGACAUGGACCUGCUCGAGGUGGACCGGCUGCCGCCGCUCAGAGCCUGUCAAUGCGACAAAAGAACUUUGAAAACAAGGUUGAUGAAGUUUCACGGAAGCCCUCCAGCUCAAUCUCCGUCGCAGAUGCAGAUGAAGUUCAAGCAACAGAGGGACGAGCAUUUAACCAACCGCCCGGCAUCGGCUUUGUUACUGCCCAGGUCCGGUCAAUCGCCGACAAUAAUGAGGCAUUAGGACUUACUGCUAGUGCCGAUGUACCUGUUUAUGUCACAAAAGAUGAUGCACGAGAUGCGCAACAUGCCGAAGCUGCUGUCUAUGGAGGCCAAAAUCCUCGAGGUGGCCAUGCGGCGCAGUUGCAGAGUGUAGCAGACAAGAUUGAAAAUGCUAGGCGGAUUAUUUACUAG